CUAUGGAGUGGGCUGUGUUUUUGCUUCUCUGAUAGAAAAUUGCGUAUUAUUUUCGCAAUUAUUAUGUUUUACUAAUUUAAAAUAUUAACUGCAGUAGACAAAUAAUUGUGAUUGCUAUUAGAAUAUAAAUUACAAGCAGAUCACAAUGGCGACACUCAUAUUUUUUAUGUUGGCAACAAUUCUCCCAAAUUUAAAUUCAGAAUAUAUUCCACCUGGCCCAGCAUAUCCAUGUCCAAAAGAGUCAGACAAUCAGCUCCUGUUUCCUUGUGUAUGUCAGAAAGGGACAGAUGCAGGGUUGCACAUUAAAUGUGAGAACACAGGGUUGGCGGUCAUGAGUGUUGGACUGGGGAAUAUAGCUAGUUUAGGGUUGCCAGUUGAAAGAUUGGAAAUAAAAGAAUGCAAAAUAUCCCAUCUCUUCGGCCCACUCCUCCAUCGAUCAACAGUGCGAACGUUGCACAUUAUCGACACACCCAUCAAAUCGAUAGACGGUUACGCGUUCGCCGGUGUGAACAGGACUUUACAGGAAAUAUAUAUGGUCAAUACAAGGAUCAAUAAGUUUCCUAAGGAGGCAUUUAAGAUUCUGGGUAACCUAACAAUCCUAUCAAUAGACGGACAUAGUAUGACGGCACUCAGUAAGGACAUCUUCGCUGAUAGCUUAGCUGUUGCACGGCUGGAGAAGUUACACCUCGUAAAUGGCUUGCUGUCUGAUAUUCCUGUUGAAGCCUUUCAACAUUUAAAAAAAUUGAAAAAGUUAGAUCUCCAUGGUAACAGACUGGUCAAUCUGAAGAGGAAUCAGUUUAAGGGGCUUCGGGACACAGAAGUAUUGGAUUUGAGUUAUAAUAAUAUCACCAAAUUGGACGGUAGCCAUAUUGGUGAUUUGACAAAACUCGGAUGGUGUAAUGCGAGUCACAAUCAACUUCCGGAAAUACCGAGAGGUAUGUUCGCGAGAAAUACAGUUAUAAAAGUUGUACAUUUGGAUAAUAAUAAAAUUAAGAAAUUGGACACGAACAGCUUUAGGGGGAUGAGGUUUUUGAGACGUCUGUACCUCCAAGACAAUCAGAUAUCCGAUGUGGGCAGAGGGACAUUUUCAGCUGUGACUCGCAUAGGAACCGUGGAUCUGGCAAGGAAUUUCAUCACCAAGGUCGAUUAUCAGAUGUUUCAGCAGGUCAAAUAUGCAGAGUUAAUAAAUCUAGCAGAGAAUAACAUAACAUUGAUAGACAAACAGGCGUUCACCGACCUGUAUUUAGCUGUUGUGAAUAUAUCCCACAAUGCGCUGUCGAAGAUCGAACCCGGAGCUUUUCAGAACUGCAACAACAUGACGGUAUUGGAUUUGAGUUUUAAUAACCUCAAGGAUAUCGACAAAAAUGCAUUCGACGAGAACACGUACGCGAACGAACUGCAAGUUUCACACAAUGAGUUCACUAGUAUGAGUCAGAUACCGAUACACAACAUGACAGGUAUUCGCGUACUGAACGCGUCCCACAAUUACAUAACCACUGUACCAAAGGGGACAUUCCCGAAGCUAUACGAACUGCAUACAGUGGAUAUAUCGUAUAACAAUCUCACAGACAUAUACAAUGCUGUGUUCCAGAAUUUGUUCUCCAUACGAUUUCUCAAUCUGAGUCACAACGCCUUAGAGCGUAUCAAACCUGCGACCUUUGGUACGAUACCGACGGUCCUGGAGCUCGACUUGUCGUACAACAAGCUGCAAGACGUGUCUCGUGGUAGUCUAGCGAAGUUGGCGAGUUGCAGGCUGUUAGAUAUCAGUCACAAUUAUCUGACCAAGAUAUUCCAAAUACCAAUCAGUUUGGGCGAACUGAAUUUCGCUCACAAUAAUCUAUCGGAGAUCGUGUACAACACGUGGCCGACCAUGAACGCGCUGCUGCGGCUCAACUUGUCGAGCAACGCGCUGGGCGACCGGCUGGCGAGCGACGCCUUCUCCGGCCUGCUGACGCUGCAGUCGCUGGACCUGGCGGGCAACGGGCUCACUAGGCCCCCGUGGGAGGCCUUGAAUACGUUGACCAGCUUGCAGUAUUUGUAUUUACAGUACAAUAACCUUACGUCCCUCUCUAAAUCCGCGUUCGGUAACUUGCCAACGACAUUCAAACUCGACCUGUCGUACAACCAGUUGACGGAUUUGGGUCCAAGGACGUUUAAUGGUAUGCAGCAGCUGCUGGAUUUGUCGUUACGCGGCAACCAAUUGGAGAAGAUACCGAAUGAAGUUUUCAAAGGAUUAGUUGCUUUAAGGAAAUUGGAUCUCUCAUACAACAAACUAAACAAGAUAGACAACAAAACAAACGGGCUUCUAGACGAUUGCCUGUCACUAGAAAUGGUUAACCUUAGUCACAAUCAAUUCGGUUUCUUAACAAGGAAGAUGUUCCCAGCGAGUCCUUGGAUACCGUACAGACUUAUGGAAGUCGACCUGAGUCACAAUGAGAUACCGGUUGUCACAUUUGACAUAACUUUUGGCGGGAAGAAAUUGAAAAAGUUAAAUUUAUCCAACAACUAUAUUAAUGAUAUUAGGAAUAAUGUACUAGGGAACUUAACGUCAUUAGAAAUUAUAGAUCUUUCAAAUAAUCAGUUAAAAGAUCUAGUAUCAAGGACAUCGGACACCACAUUCAAUCUUCCAGAUAAUAUAACUGAAAUGUAUCUCCGGAAUAACACGUUGGAAGUGUUGCCAGUUGACAGUUUAGUGAAGGCGAAGUUUUUAAAGCUGUUGGACGUCCGUAAGAAUUAUUUAACCAGUUUUUAUCCGGAGAUCGUGAAAAUGAUACGAGAUAACGGCUUAGGGGUGUAUUUCGAAGAUAAUAAACUCAAAUGUGAUUGCUUCACACGCCCUCUGAAACAUUAUUUACAAAAACUACCCUCGUCUGUGUUGAGGGAAGAUGAUAAAUACAAAAACAUCACGUGUCUCGAACCGCCAACAUUGGAAAACGAGAACUUUUUUAAUUUGGACGAAGAAAGGUUGUUGUGUGCCAGCAAUGUUGAAUUGAAUGAUAAAAUAAGGAAUUAUGGCAACACUGAGUACGAUUUCACGUCGGAACCGGAUGUUUUGUUCAGGGAUGUACAAUACUCACAGACUUCAAUAUACGCGCAUUGGUAUGUCUCGACCGCAGACGACGUCGCCGAUUUUUAUCUAUACAUAAGGGAUAAAAACAACACACUGUACUACAGCAAAGAUAUUUCGUACAACGUCCGUUCCCUGACGAUACCCGUUGAAAAGGAUUUUAAAACGACAGUACAAAAUGGUGCCGACAUUUGUAUCCAAGCGAAGAGUUCUAGCGGUUUCGCGCGCAAAUGGUUUGACAGCCAAUGUCAAAUAGUUCCGUCGAAUUUCGAUUCGUGGCCGAAGAAAUUGACAGUUGACAAAAGGAGGUUGUCGAAAAAGAGGGUCAAAUAUGUUUCGUUUGGCAGAAAUAGCGUGCUUGGUCUUGUAAGCGAUUCCAUAUUAAUAACGCUCUGCAUAUUUUUAGGGGUAUGUUUUAGGAGAUUGGCUGAUUUGGAUAUUUGAUUUAUAUUAUAUAUAUUUAUUUUGGAAAAAACUAAAAUUGACCUAAAAGGUUUUGAAUUUUGCUUUUAUUGAAAGACGUAGUAUUUUUUGUCUUUUUCUAAUAUAUUUUAUAAGAAAGAGACUUCAAGGAAAGUAUGAAGAUCUACGUUUAAUGGUAAAGCAGAAUAAUUAGUACCUUACUUAUUAUCAUAGAAAAAAAGGUUUGUGUUUAAAACAGAUAAAAAAUGUUUAUUAUAUUCCGUCCAUGUAUUCGGCUUUUGCUGUUUAAAAUACUCAUUAAUGACAAUUUUGAAUUAUCAAGUUAUUUUAUGAUUAUGUAAAAUCAUUUUUAAUGUUUAAAUUCGGUAUUUAAAUACAAAAAAGUAUUAUUUUUUCAUUCAAAAGAAAUAUAAUUUUGAAUAUCAAAAAAUAUAUAUUAUUUAUAAUUUAUUUUAUAUAAAAAUAUUUAUUAUGGGAUGCUCGACGGAAAUAUUUUCCGCCAAUUACACUUGUCAAUUUCUUUACGUCAAUUUGACAUAUAGAAAUUUAAAAAGAAAUUUGAUAUAUCAUCUGCAUUACAAUUCUCGAAUCAAAAAUCGAUUAUAUAAAGCCUUUUUACAAAGUUAAAAAAAAAACAUUCAAUCUAGAAGCUAUGUACAGCGUUUGAUAGUUUGUUUUAAUAGUAUUUUAUUUUAUUGUCAGUUAGAAAAGGAAAGCUAUUGCGAGUUGUUUUCUUUUCUGACGUGAAGUUUCAGGUGUCAUAAAAUCCAUAACUAUAGACAAUAUCUUCAGCGAUAUAUUUUUUAAAACACAUUGCCCGACAUCGUAGAUUUUUAUUGUCAAUAACACAUAAAAAACUCAUUUAAAAAAUUCAGCACUUGCAAGUUGAAAUGUUAAGUGCACAAGUGUAGUUUAAUUUCUGUAUAUAAAACAAAGAUAUAUAAGAAAAAGUUCUGAAAGCAUAUAAGACAGGUUGUAUUAUACUACCAUUUCAAAAAGACAUUGCUACGUAAUUCCACAAGUCAAUACAAAUAAAAAAAUAUAUUCUUUAAAAAAAUGUACGCAUCAAAAUAUAGGCAUUUUUUAUUUAAAAAAUAAGUUUUAGGCAAAUAUUAUU
Nymphalis io (European peacock) is the source of this 4607-nucleotide messenger RNA. It is a transcript of the gene conv, whose product is annotated as chaoptin-like. The transcript has 19 exons. The record is from RefSeq and is a predicted model, not a curated record. Gene Ontology annotation, molecular function: protein binding. NCBI's taxonomy places the organism in Eukaryota, Metazoa, Arthropoda, Insecta, Lepidoptera, Nymphalidae. The coding region runs from base 146 to 3511 and encodes 1121 amino acids.